Molecule: messenger RNA, 1922 nt
Organism: Linum trigynum
Lineage: Eukaryota; Viridiplantae; Streptophyta; Magnoliopsida; Malpighiales; Linaceae
Source: the annotation of a GenBank genome assembly
UGGGAAUCCAUCUCAAACCUAGAGAACUCACUUUCUCUGAACGAGAUCGGAAAAGGGGAAUUCCCGACGAACUUCUUCUCGGCAAAUUAGCAACUUCCAACCCCGAAAUUUCUUUUUCUUUCUCCCUAUAGUCGGCUCAAUAUGUCGCUCCCGGUUAUUUCCAAAUACUGAUUUGAGAUUUGGAGAAGGUCCCAGCCGACCACAACCGGCGGGUCCUUUUUUGCAGGUGUUCAUCUCGAGAGCUGGAAUUCAACGGCAACCAAAAGGUCAAUGCUCUCUGGACUCUACAACGUUCGAGGUCGGCUAUUUUAGCUUGGCAUCAACAAUUGGCGCCCACCGUGGGGCUCGGUGAGAUUACUACCUACAGAUUGCCAAUUCAACCAGUCGAGAUGGAUACAACAAAUUCACAACUUCAAGUUGACAUCGGUCAAGGUUCAAGUCCAAACCCUGAGCAAACUCUGCCACCCCAAAGGGUUGAAGAUUUGCAGGCUGAAAUUGAGCGACUUCGUGCUCAGAUUCGGACUGCAACGGAGGCUCCACAACCACCACCGGUCCCUCUACCAACUUUCUAUGGGAGUACGGGACUCCCUGGAUCCUCCAAUGACUAUCGGAAUGGCAUGCCGGCAGUAACUGAAGCAGCGGCCCGAGAUGUCCCCCUAGUUGUUCCUCACUUCGAAGAACUCCCUCCAGCGGGAACAUUUUCUCAACCAAGUACCGGUCGGCCCCUUGCUUUGGCCAUUCUAAAUGAGUCAUACCCGGGAAACAUCCAUAUACCCAACCUUCCGGAGUACAAUGGCACCACUGACCCAGAAGAUCAUCUUAGUUCCUUUGAGAUUUUGAUGCCUCUUAUUGGUGCCUCUGAUGCCACCAUGUGUAAAAUAUUUCCCGCCACUCUUGGAGGAGAGGCUCGUCGAUGGUACUCUCAGCUUCGCAAUGGUGUCAUCAACAACUUCACCGAAUUUUUCACACUAUUUCGGUGCAAGUUUUAUGCCCAAAAGCGACAAGCAGUGAGCAUUAAUCAGAUCAUGAAUACCAAGCAACGAGAGGGUAAGGCUUUAAAAGCCUAUUAUGCUAGGUACAAUACCUUGGCUAUAGGCGUCACUUCCCUAUCUGUUGAAGUAAUUGUCAACACGCUGACACGAGGAACAACAAACAGUCUUCUCCGGGCUUCCCUCAUCAAGAAACCCCCUCGGAGUAUGUUUGAGCUACAGGAGCGGGUAAUGAAGUACAUCGGUCUAGAAGAAGCUUUACAAGAUUCCUCUUACGUUGUGCCAAAGCGUAGGAGGGAUUCGCCUCCGCCAAACCGAGAAACUUUACAACGCCCCCGCCCAACUUUGGAUAACAUGCCCAAGGCUCAAAAAGAUGAUCGUAGAAGGGAUGGGCCAUUCCCUCCAGGCCAAAAUUUUACCCCACUCAACAAUCCACUGAGGAAUGUUCUCCAGGUCAUUCAAUAUAAAAAGCUUCCGGUGACAUGGCCACCUCGAGGUCGCAUAAAACCAAUAAAAGGAAAGAACCAAUUUUGUGACUUUCAUCGGGGAUACGGGCAUGACACCGAGGAAUGCAAAAAAUUGGGAAGAUCCAUCGAGGGACUGAUUCAAAAUGGCAACUUAAGCAGUUCAUUCAAAGUUCCAAAGGCUCAAUCCAACAACCUUAUUCAUCGGACAAAGGAUAAGCUCCGCAAGGAAGCGGACCUGUGUUAGUAGUCGUCCCAGUCAUACAUGGAGGAACUGGACUACGACAGGAAUUGUCCACCUCUCGUAUGACGUAUGCUCGAACUUUGGUUGGCUCCACCUCCACUAUCUCAGAUCAAUAUCCUAUCAUUUUUUAUUCCCGAGAUCUCGAGGAUAUCGAAUAUCCCCAUGAUGAUCCUCUGGUGAUUGAGGCUACCAUCGCCAACUACACAGUAAAACGAGUUCUCAUUG